CGGAAACGUUUUACCCGAGCCGCCAUUACGUUCAGUGAAGAACGUGCCCCUGUGAAAAACUCGUGUCGUUGCACAAUUGGCAACGAAUUUUAACGCAAAAAGUGGAAAAUAUUUCCAAAAUUCAUUAGAAAUUUACAAAAACAAUCGCGCGUAGUAUUUUGCGUAUAAAAUAUGUGAAAUUGGAUAGUUUAAGUGGAGAAAACACGUUGUGAAAAAAAGAGUUUUGAAGAGUGAAGUAAAAAAUUUAUUGAAAUAAUCAAAAAAUUAAACCAGUAUGAAGCGGAAUUAAAAAGUUAGCCUUUUAAAAAGGAAAAGUUAAAAAAGGCGAAUAAACGGCAAGGCAGAGUAACAACAAACAAACAAUUUGUAAACAACGACCUAGCCCGUACAGCCAAAAGUAGCAAUAAAAGCUAAAGCGACAGCGGAAAAUCGCACUGCAUAAAAAACAGUGUGGAUCAAAUUAGUGUGAUAGUAAAUUUAAACAAUCAGAAUUAAAGUACUACAAUGUUGCAAUGAAAUGUGCAAAAGUCAUCGUUGUAAUUAUGUCCAUUCAUUUGAUUUCUUCGAUUUCAACGUGAAAAAUGUCGUCGAUCCGAUUGCUGCACCGCUCGUCGUUGUCGUUGCUACCACUGCAGUGCUGUAAUUGCAAUAACUUUAUCGCCUACAUUUUGUUGUUGAUAACAUCGCUGUUGUCUACCACGCUUUGCGCUAUCUAUAAAAGCGUUAGCAAGAAAAACAACAAUAACAACAGAUCUUGCCUUUAUCAUCACAACCAAGACCAGCAAAAGGAUAGUUGUAACCAUCCAUUGGCACUGAAAUCAUCAAAUCUCGAUCACUCUUACUGUUACUGCCGCUGCUUAAACCAAUUAAAUACUACAACAGCUGUUUCUACAAGAGGGUCAGUAAAUCAAAGCACUGUUACCGAUUGCCAAACAUCUGAUACAUACAUUCUCACACCGCUCACAACUGCUGCCAAGCACAGCGCCAGCAGCAAUUGCAGUAGUAGCAGCAUCAGCUGGAAUUGCAGUGAAAGUGACUGCCCACUUCCGAUAACUAGGAACAGGCAUUCGCAACAGUACUCACAUAAAGAGGAGCAGCAGGCUUUUUACCAAUCAAUUGAUUGCUGCUGCGCCAAUAAAAGCAAAAACAAGAACAUUUGCAGGAGUAGCAUAAGAAGCUCCGUUCACAACCGGAAUAUAGACAGUGUUUGCUACAGUCCAAAACGAGCAUUGUAUAUUCGGUCCAAUACUAACACCUAUACUAGGCAGCUUAGUAGCCACAUCACCACAUCAUCAACCCCUGAAGAAGCAGAAAUAACCGCGACGGUUAUAGUACCGACGCUUGUGGAUCUCACGCACCCAUCCUUGCAUCCUACAUUAACUCCAAAUAGCAACGGCAACAACAGCCCACUUACCUCCAAACACCUGACUAACAACAACAACAGCAAGCCGUUUUUCAAUCCUUCAGCGCAGAGGCUAAUCAGUAGCAGUUCAACGCCGCUGCUGCAGGAGAAUCAGCAGUCUACGCAUUCCAACAGUGAUUUUGGUGUAUCGACGUCGUUACACGUUUUGGUGCAACAACGAAAGUCAAAGUCACAACCAAGAAAACCGCAGCAGAAUUUGCGUGUUGGUAUCAUAAAAUACGCUUAACUAAAUUUUAAUCGAGUCUAAACAACACACAGUAGAAACGGAUAAUUUCAUAUUUA
Molecule: messenger RNA, 1705 nt
Organism: Rhagoletis zephyria (snowberry fruit fly)
Lineage: Eukaryota; Metazoa; Arthropoda; Insecta; Diptera; Tephritidae
Source: RefSeq, a predicted model, not a curated record